Notothenia coriiceps (black rockcod) is the source of this 1309-nucleotide messenger RNA. It is a transcript of the gene dlst, whose product is annotated as dihydrolipoamide S-succinyltransferase. Gene Ontology annotation, biological process: tricarboxylic acid cycle. The record is from RefSeq and is a predicted model, not a curated record. Lineage: Eukaryota; Metazoa; Chordata; Actinopteri; Perciformes; Nototheniidae. Gene Ontology annotation, cellular component: mitochondrion; oxoglutarate dehydrogenase complex. The transcript has 14 exons. Gene Ontology annotation, molecular function: dihydrolipoyllysine-residue succinyltransferase activity. The coding region runs from base 23 to 1294 and encodes 423 amino acids.
AGGCUGCUGUCACACAGCCAUUAUGUUAUCCCAUUCCCGGUGUCUCACCAGGAAUUUUGGCCGUUCCCUUUCUGCCAUCCGCCAGGGGAAUAAUGGACUUGCACGUCGGGCCACGGCAGCUCUAUCAGCUAGCCAUUCUAUCACUCUGAACAACAAUGUAAAAUCUGAUCCUCGUUCCAGCGUCUUCCAAAUCCAGUACUUCAGGACGUCUGUAGCCCACAGAGAGGAAGUUGUCACAGUCAAUACUCCUGCAUUUGCUGAAUCUGUCACAGAGGGAGACGUAAGAUGGGAAAAAGCUGUUGGAGACACCGUUGCCGAGGAUGAGGUGGUGUGUGAAAUCGAGACUGAUAAGACAUCAGUGCAGGUUCCCUCUCCUGCUGCUGGGGUGAUCCUGGAGCUUUUGGUCCCUGAUGGAGGGAAAGUCGAGGGAGGAAAUGCACUCUUCACGCUUCGAAAAGGAGCUGGUCCUCCCAAAGCUGCAGAAGCCCCAAAAGCUGAGGCCCCGGCCGCCGCCACCCCUCCACCACCUUCUGCUGCCCCCCCUCCUCCCCCCUCAGCUGUGGGCCCCAUUCCCACCACUAUGCCCCCUGUGCCACCUGUGCCAGCACAUGCUAUGGACACCAAACCAGUUUCAGCCAUCAAGCCCACUGCUCCUGCUGCACCGGCGGCUCAGGCUGAGGGGGCGACUAAAGGAGCCAGGACAGAGACCAGGGUUAAGAUGAACCGCAUGCGGCUGAGAAUUGCCCAGAGACUGAAGGAAGCCCAAAACACCUGCGCUAUGUUGACUACGUUUAAUGAGGUCGACAUGAGCAACAUCUCAGAGAUGAGGAAGACGUACAAAGAUGCGUACCUGAAAAAGCACAACAUCAAGUUGGGCUUCAUGUCUGCGUUUGUGAAGGCUGCUUCCUACGCUCUGGCUGACCAACCUUCUGUCAACGGCGUCAUUGAUGACACAACCAAAGAGAUUGUGUACAGGGAUUACGUGGACAUCAGUGUUGCCGUGGCCACGCCAAAGGGUCUGGUGGUUCCUGUAAUCCGAAACGUGGAGGGAAUGAAUUUUACUGACAUCGAGAAGGCCAUCAAUAUGUUGGGAGAAAAGGCCCGUAAGAAUGAGCUGGCUGUGGAGGACAUGGACGGAGGAACCUUCACCAUCAGCAACGGCGGCGUGUUUGGGUCCAUGUUCGGCACACCCAUAAUUAAUCCACCACAGUCUGCCAUUUUAGGCAUGCACGGCAUCUUUGACAGGCCCGUAGCAAUUGGUGGCAAGGUUGGUAUUCUUAACUUUAAACCUUAAAGGUGGGGUAGGUAA